AUGCAAGUAAUUGCUACGGGAAUAGCCAUCAUGAGAGGCACGGUGAUUUUUGGAAGUUUGAGGGUCAUUUCUUAUGUUAGAUAUAUCUUGUGGGUCUCUCUUGGAAUAUCAAUGAUUCUUGUGAUGAUGUCAGUGGUGCUAUUGAACGUAUCCUAUUCUGCUGAUGAUUGCGGCGUACUUGGAUGCUUUCUUAUCCCACUUAAAAAGGUAACCUCGCGUUACUGCAAUCGACUGUAG
Batrachochytrium dendrobatidis JAM81 is the source of this 237-nucleotide messenger RNA. RefSeq lists its product as uncharacterized. The transcript is spliced from 2 exons. The coding region runs from base 1 to 237 and encodes 78 amino acids. The record is from RefSeq and is a predicted model, not a curated record. Lineage: Eukaryota; Fungi; Chytridiomycota; Chytridiomycetes; Rhizophydiales.